This is a messenger RNA of Dromaius novaehollandiae (emu), 2608 nucleotides long. RefSeq names its product corticotropin releasing hormone receptor 2 (gene CRHR2). Gene Ontology annotation, molecular function: corticotropin-releasing hormone receptor activity; G protein-coupled peptide receptor activity; corticotrophin-releasing factor receptor activity. Gene Ontology annotation, biological process: cell surface receptor signaling pathway; adenylate cyclase-modulating G protein-coupled receptor signaling pathway; long-term synaptic potentiation. The record is from RefSeq and is a predicted model, not a curated record. The coding region runs from base 352 to 1593 and encodes 413 amino acids. Lineage: Eukaryota; Metazoa; Chordata; Aves; Casuariiformes; Dromaiidae. Gene Ontology annotation, cellular component: axon terminus; dendrite; plasma membrane. The transcript has 12 exons.
AGAGCAAGCAAUACAACAGUCUGGCAAUGUGAGGCAGCAUUAGAGAGCUGCUAGACCAGGGCAGCCGGCUAAGAGAUGCAAGCCCCUUACUCUGGGCUCUGUGUGAUCCCAUUGGUUCCUGAGCUGCUGUUUUAAAGCAAAGAAGAGCUCAGGGGAUUGAACUGCACAGCCAGACGCGGACUCUCAGCCAAGUUGUCAGCACGCUGGGAGGGAGAGAGGCUCACACACACAAGAUUGCAGGGUGUCCGCAGACUGAUGAUCAUUUGUUUCCAAAGAGGAAGAAAGGAGAGGGGACAAGAACCAGAAAAGGGGAAGGAGCCUUAUCCAGUCCAGUAGCCCCAGGGGGGAAUAAUGGAUGUGACUAUAUCUCAGUUCAUCUUAGAAGAAUUUGAUGCCAACUGCAGCCUCCUGGAUCAUUUACAAGAGACUUUUUUAGAGAGUUCCUCUAUCCCUUUCCUGGGCUUUGAUGGUCCAUAUUGCAAUGCCACCACCGAUCAGAUCGGGACCUGCUGGCCCAGAACCUCCGCGGGGGAACUAGUAGAGAGACCCUGCCCGGAGUUCUUCAAUGGGAUCAAAUACAACACCACGAGAAAUGCCUACAGAGAAUGCCUGGGCAAUGGGACAUGGGCUUCCAAGAUAAACUACUCUCAGUGCGAGCCUAUUCUGGAUGACAAGAGGAAGUAUGCGCUCCAUUACAAGAUUGCUCUCAUCAUAAACUACCUGGGGCACUGUAUAUCAGUAGGGGCCCUUAUAGUUGCCUUUAUGCUUUUCUUGUGCUUGAGGAGUAUCAGAUGCCUGCGGAAUAUUAUCCACUGGAACCUGAUCACCACAUUCAUCCUGAGGAAUGUGAUGUGGUUUCUGCUUCAAAUGAUUGAUCACAACAUACAUGAAAGCAAUGAACCCUGGUGUCGUUGUAUUACCACUGUCUACAAUUAUUUUGUGGUGACCAACUUCUUCUGGAUGUUUGUGGAAGGCUGCUACUUACACACUGCCAUAGUAAUGACUUACUCCACAGAUAAGCUGCGGAAAUGGGUCUUUCUCUUCAUAGGAUGGUGUAUUCCUUGCCCAAUCAUCAUUGCCUGGGCCAUUGGCAAACUAUAUUAUGAAAAUGAACAAUGCUGGUUUGGAAAAGAACCGGGAAAGUAUAUCGACUACAUAUAUCAAGGGCCAGUGAUUCUUGUUCUUCUGAUAAAUUUUGUAUUUCUAUUUAACAUAGUUAGGAUUUUAAUGACAAAACUGAGAGCUUCAACCACUUCAGAAACAAUACAAUACAGGAAGGCAGUCAAGGCAACAUUAGUCCUUCUGCCUCUGCUAGGCAUCACCUAUAUGCUUUUCUUCGUCAACCCUGGUGAAGAUGACAUUUCCCAGAUUGUCUUCAUCUAUUUCAAUUCCUUCCUGCAAUCUUUUCAGGGUUUCUUUGUGUCAGUAUUUUACUGCUUCUUGAAUGGUGAGGUCCGUUCUGCUGCCAGGAAAAGAUGGCACCGUUGGCAAGACCAUCACUCCCUCCGAGUGCGUGUGGCACGUGCCAUGUCUAUCCCCACAUCUCCAACACGAAUCAGCUUCCAUAGCAUCAAACAGACAGCAGCCGUGUGAUAUGCCCCACACAUACAUGCAUCACCCGGUGGCCUUCAGGGUUCUCCUUUCUUCGCUCUCCCCAGCCCCUUUCUUCAUCCUUUCUUCUACACUGUGCUCUUCUGCAAUGAGAUGCCCAUCAUAUCUUUGUGGACUCUCAUUCCUCGUAUUCAUGAUGCUGCUUUAAGGCAACCAGGCAAAAGCCUACUGGAGUGGAUGGUGGAGGAGCAGAUUCAAAGAAGAAAGAGAUUCAGCACUGACUGCAUGUUGUGGAAGUUCACAAUACAAAAUCUAAAACAGCACAGUGUCAGGAACAAUCGAUUUUUUCUUUUUUUCCUUUUUCCUUCACGUAUUGUGGUGAACAAAGACUAUUUUUAACAUACUGCCCAUCUCGUCCUGUACAUUGGCUCCCACUGAUUUCAGCAAUUUGGUGUGUAGAUAGUCUGUCUCCUUCUUGGUUCUUGGUAAAAGUUUCUUCUUUGCAGAACUGACCUUUGAGAACAUGUGGCAGCAAGAAAAAGAGAAUCUGAGAGAUGAUGUGGGGAUUCCAAAUUUAUCUACCUUCCCCAUUUCUCCUUUUGUUAGACUGGGAGUUGGCCAGGGCAUCACUGGACUGUUUAACACAGGGCACUUUGCCUUGCAGAAGCCAUGCCCUGUUUGUAAACCAAGUUUUGAUAAGACAGCAAUAGCUCUGAAUAGCUCUAUAAAAUACCCUUACUCCUCUUAGCCCCAUACUUUUGAAACAAUGUAAGUAGCCUUGGAAAGUCUUUAUUCGAUUUCACCUGAGGAUUGGGGUGGAGAAGGACAGCAGAACAUGUUUUCUGGGUUUAAAAAAUACAAAAGGGAAGCACUGUAAAAAUAACGAUAACAAGAAAGAGGAUGUUUGCAUUAUGAGGAUAGUGCUACAUGCUGCACAGAGAUGAUCUAUUCAGCAUUUUGAACUAGAGCAGAUGUAUCUACUAGGCUUUUUAUGUAAUGUUCAGAAAUACUGUAUAUUUUCAAUAAUAAACACUACUCUGGGUUGGUUUCAAUAAAA